UAAAAAAAAAAAAAAACACUGGUUCCUUUAAUAUAACGCAUUUUUACUUGAACCACAACCUAAAGCAACAAAGAUGCGAAAGGUUAUGCCCAUUCAAGAAGGUGUUCAGUGAGAGAAAGAAAAAGAGAGGUCACGUGAUUCUUCUGGUGUAACACGAACACGAGCUUGUAGACGUUAACCUACCCCAUCUUCCUUUUUUUGCUGUACUAGUAUCAGUAUCAUUUGUAUCACCGAAGAAAGCAAGGGUAGGGAUGUGUGUUUGAUUCUUGAUUUUCUGGGUUUUGAACCUUGGAGUGGUUAAAAUGGCAGUUCAAGCACAAAAUUUUGGGUUUCAGAAUAUGGAUUUUAACCCAUUUGACAUGUGUGGUUCACAGGAUUGGGUUAUAGGGAGUGAUAAUGGUUUAUAUUUCCAAGAACAGACGAAGAAGAUUCAUCAAGUUUUUGGUUGUUGGGAUAAUCAAACUUCUCCAUCUCCUUCUCUUCCUACGGAGUUUCUGCAAUCUUUAUCAUCUGAUAUUCAGAAUCAACGUCUGGAAAUGGAUUUGUUGCUUCAGUUAGAGAAUCAGAGAUUGAGGUCGUCAUUUCUGCAAGAAGAAACAAGGCAACAAGCAGUUCUACUCCACAAAUAUGAAUCAAGAACUAAGACUCUGAUGCUCCAAAAAUACGAGGAAUUGGCUAUGGCAAAAAACAAGACAAUGGAACUCCAAGAUUUCUUUCAAAGAGCAGAAAUGGAGGCCAAAAUCUGGAAGGAAAAGGCCAUAGAAAAUGAAGCCACUGUGUUUAACCUCAACAACAAGCUGAAUCAAGUCAUCGAAGAAGACUUUUUGAUGUUCAAUAAUGGAGCCCAAGAUGCAGUUUCACUUUGUGGUUCUUCAAGCAUAAAAAACAAUACCCAAGAAGAAAAAGAAUAUGAAGAACAGAAGAAAAAGAUGGCUUGUAAAUUGUGCCAAGUUAGAAACUCCUGUGUAGUUUUCUUUCCUUGCAGGCACCUCUGCAGCUGCAAAUCUUGUGAAAUGGUUUUAGGUUUGUGUCCAGUCUGUGAGUCUGUAAAAAAAGCAAGCCUAGAAGUUACCUUUUUGUGAGAAAUUCUUGGAAACAAAAGGCGAUGUUUCAGUUUCUUGGAGAAUACACCUUUUGAUGGAUUGUUUUGGUGAUUUGACUGGUUAAUCUCUCUUGUUUUAGCCA
This is a messenger RNA of Olea europaea var. sylvestris, 1185 nucleotides long. Its product is annotated as probable BOI-related E3 ubiquitin-protein ligase 3. NCBI's taxonomy places the organism in Eukaryota, Viridiplantae, Streptophyta, Magnoliopsida, Lamiales, Oleaceae. Gene Ontology annotation, molecular function: ubiquitin-protein transferase activity. The transcript is spliced from 2 exons. Bases 303 to 1082 code for a protein of 259 amino acids. The record is from RefSeq and is a predicted model, not a curated record.